Messenger RNA from Phyllopteryx taeniolatus (common seadragon), 2881 nucleotides. RefSeq names its product neuromedin-K receptor-like. Gene Ontology annotation, cellular component: sperm midpiece; plasma membrane. The record is from RefSeq and is a predicted model, not a curated record. Gene Ontology annotation, molecular function: tachykinin receptor activity. Bases 1153 to 2289 code for a protein of 378 amino acids. The transcript has 5 exons. Lineage: Eukaryota; Metazoa; Chordata; Actinopteri; Syngnathiformes; Syngnathidae. Gene Ontology annotation, biological process: G protein-coupled receptor signaling pathway; positive regulation of flagellated sperm motility.
UGAGAGGAUUUUAUUUUGUUUUUCCUUGCAGUGUGAACAGUGCGCUGGUGUACACUGUCAGGUGUUGCGCUAUUUGAUGUGGAGUUGAAGUGUUUUACACCUUUUCCAGAUUGUUUAAAUAUUACUUUUUUUCUCUCAGCGUGGUUAAAACUACGGCCAAUGACGGACUCGGGCGUCCGGCGCGAGUCACGCGUUCCCCACUAUUCUGUAUAAAUACAGCGGUUACAGUGGAGGUAUGACUUGCCGCACACCGAGCGAUGCAGCUGUAAGCGACUGAAGUUGACCAUCGCAAAAAAAAAAAAUAAUAAUUAGCUGGCAAAUCUUCGCCGCACACGAACCGAUGAAGCACCACACAUCUACCGGCGUGUUGCAAAAGAAAAACACUGAACCGAGUUUUGAUACAAAACACAGUUUACUGUACUAUAAUAUAUUUUAUUGAACCAGAAAAACAUGGUGCAAUUGUCAUGGAAGAAGCGGAUAGACAGGAAAUGACAGACGAGAGAGAGUGGAUAUUUUGCGACUUUGCUGUGACCACAUCCACUGACCACACUAGUGCACCUCAGCAACGGAGACUUGCUUUUGCUUUCACCACAGGUACAAAUGAAAUUAUAGUUAAGUAUUCACAUCGUCAAUAACACAAUAGAUAUACUGUAUGGCUGCCGUUGGGCCGAAAUCUCCUAUGUCCAAAUUUGGUCAAGUUCAUAUUUUUCACAGAUCGAUAGUAAUGUGUCACUUCCCACAUGGCUUUUAAGCAUUCAAAUUUGGCAGGGUUGUUAACAACACUCCUCACUUUGGUGUGUAAAAUUUAGAAGGCGUGCAGUAUUUAGUUUCACUUUACAGGGACUUUAAGUAUAUCAUAAAGGAUUUGAGUAUAUUAUGAGCAUUUUCAAUAGUGUGUGAGUGUUUUAGUAGUUUGAGAGCGAAGCGGUCGCUCGUAAAAGGCACGCUCAGUUCCUGCCAUUAAAAUUGGAUUUUUCCAUAUUUAUCCGAUAUAGUAAAUAUUUGUAUGGAAAUACUUGUGUAGUAGUAUUUCCUAUCCCCCCACCACCACACACACACACACACACACACACACACACAUUUGAAUCCCAAGGGAGGGGUCGCAGCCGCAUCAGGACGCUGUGCAGCAGAUGUGAGCGUCCUCGUCCAGGAAUGGCAUCCGACCCGAACGCCUCCGUCUCCAGCCGAAGCCCCCCGGCCAACCAGUUCGCGCAGCCGGCGUGGCGAGUGGCGCUGUGGGCCCUGGCUUACAGCGCCGUCCUCGGGGUGGCCCUGCUGGGCAACGCGGUGGUCGUGUGGAUCAUCUUGGCGCACAAGCGGAUGAGGAGCGUCACCAACUAUUUCCUGCUCAACUUGGCGUUUUGCGACGCGUCCACGGCCGCCUUCAACACGCUCGUCAACUUCAUCUACGCGGCCCACGGAGAGUGGUACUUCGGGGCGGUCUACUGCAGCUUCCACAACUUGUUCCCGGUCACGGCGGUGUUCGCCAGCAUUUACACCAUGACCGCGAUUGCUAUUGACAGGUACAUGGCCAUCAUCCAUCCUCUAAAGCCUCGUCUGUCGGCCAAAGCCACUCUGGCCGUGAUCGUGACCAUCUGGAGUCUGGCCCUAGUCCUGGCCUUCCCCCUGGGCUACUUCUCCACCGUUCGAGCUCUGCCCCGCAGGACCCUGUGCUACGUAGCCUGGCCCCGCAUGGCAGAGGACCCCUUCAUGUAUCACAUCAUCGUGACGGUCCUGGUCUAUGUGGUGCCUUUAGUGGUGAUGGCCAUCACUUAUUCCAUCGUCGGUGUGACCCUGUGGGGUGGGGAGAUCCCCGGAGACACGUCUGAUAACUAUCAGGGACAGCUGCGGGCCAAAAGGAAGAUCGUUAAGAUGAUGAUGGUUGUGGUGGUGACCUUUGCUCUCUGCUGGCUCCCCUACCAUGUGUACUUCAUGGUGACGGGCCUCAACAAGCAUCUGAGCAAGUGGAAGUCCAUCCAGCAGGUCUACCUGGCGGUGUUGUGGCUAGCAAUGAGCUCCACUAUGUACAACCCCAUCAUCUACUGCUGCCUCAAUAGCAGGUUCCGGGCUGGCUUCAAGCGCGUUUUCCGCUGGUGUCCGUUCGUCCGGGUGUCCAGCUACGACGAGCUGGAGCUUCAGAACAGACGGCGCCGCCCCGGUCGCCAGGGCAGCAUGUGCACGCUCUCGCACGUCGACACCAGCAUCCUCAGCAAGGACAAGAGUGUGCGCUCGCAAGGAAAUCAACGUAGGUCCGAGUGCAAACCCCAGCCUGAUAAUAAAUGUGCUUAGCGUUACUGUACUCGCUCAGUGGUUCUCAAACUUUUCGGGUGCAGGUGAGAAAGGUUACCCAAUACCCACCUCGCGUUUUUAACAACAAUAAAACACAACUACCUUGUUCAUGCCAUAAAACACAACUACCUUGUAAAUGCCAUAGGAAUUAAAAAGUUGCUUAUUUUUGGGAGAAACAGUUACUUUACAGUUAAUAUAUAUAUAUAUAUAUAUAUAUCCUUUUUAAAGGGGCUAAAAAAAUCUAUGUUAUGAGGAUAAAGUGAAAAGUUGUAAUUGUUACAGGAAAACAUUUUAUUUUAUUGGCGGAUUAUCGACUUUUCCAGUAUGAAUGAAACUGUACGUUGUAAAUGAGUUCACUGUGCAGUAUGUGGAGAUGGCGUCUUUAUGACGAUCGGCGUUCCAGUGCCCACUGACAAGUGGUCGCUGCGCAAUGUUUUGUGCGUCCUUUUCGUACGUAUGUCCCGACGAGCUACGCAACCUACUAGUUCCACUCUGUCCGUCGCAAUCAUCUGCAUCUCUCUGUAAUACUGUUUUUUUGUUGUAAAGUCAACUUUAAUUUAACAUUAAUUGUAAUAAAUGUUGUUUUCCUGGU